Molecule: messenger RNA, 576 nt
Organism: Pocillopora verrucosa
Lineage: Eukaryota; Metazoa; Cnidaria; Anthozoa; Scleractinia; Pocilloporidae
Source: RefSeq, a predicted model, not a curated record
AUGGAGUUUGUUUGGAGUUUGGAGCAUUGGAAUUUGUUUGAAUGUUCGAGGAACGAAGAGACCUGGCAACCAGCGCACAGAGAGUGCAGUAAUGAUUCCACGUGCGUCUGUGCAGCGGGUUCCAAUGGAAAGUUCUGCGAGCAAAAUGUCACUCUUAGCCUGGAUGGAUCCUGGAUAGUUGUUGUAGCCUUGAAAGGUUACAAUGGCAAGUAUCCCAGUCGUAAACACCGAUCGGAAAUUGAUUACAUUGAGAUGGCAAAAUGUCAGACGGAUAGUACCACAAGAUUUGUAGCCACGGAGUCCAAUGGAAAGCUGAUGCUUACGACAGACAAUGGGAAGUAUUUGUCGAGAGUAAGACGUGGAAAUGUCGAUUAUAUUGAAGCUUUCAAGACACAUCCUGAUACAUGUAUUUUCAGCCAGUUUACAGUACAUGAUCAAUCAGAUGGAAUCGUAGUAUUGCAAGCAGACAAUGGAAAAUACUUUAGUUUAAUCGAUCGCAACUCAAGAAACUCUUCUGAGGCAGCGAGGGAUAACACUGAUUCUUUCUGCAGAUUGGCGUGCUUGAUUCAGGAGUAG